GUUUUGAGUUGUGUACACACAAUCAAUGCGAUGUGAAUACUUAUUUUUCGUAUAUAAAUCAAUGUAUGCCAUCGCUUAUCAGUUUGUUAUUUAAGUUCUUUUGUUUGAUUAAUUGUUAUUCAAUUAAAUUUGCUUAAUACGCGAAUUUCAAGAGAUUAUUGGUUCAACAUUGUUGUUUGUGGGCAGUAGAGAAAAUAAACUCGGUCGUCACUGAGCUACUUUACAACAUUGUUAUUAUAAAUCAGGAAAAUGCUACUUACAAAAUAAACCUCAGCAUGGAAUCGCAAGAAUCCUUGAUUCGUUCAACUGCGAAUGAAGAUGAUACGAGAACUGACACAGUCGAGUCGGUAGUAAAUCAACCUGCCAAGACCAGGUUACUCAUAAUGGAACCAGCUGUACUCUUGCUAUUUUUCGCAUGGAGUGUAACAGGCACAGUGUUUCAAAACCAAGUCAUCUACCAGACAUGCACAGAAAUUUUCCAUUUCAAUAAGACUGAAUGUAUUUUACUGGGAACACCGAAUGCGACAAAUGAGACGGAAGCGAUUGAAAGUGUAGUUCAACCUUAUGCAGCCAAAUUUUUUAUGGCCAAGACCAUAGUCGAAAGUCUUUUUCCAGCCUUGGCCAGCUUGUUUAUCGGACCGUGGUCAGAUAAAUUUGGUAGAAAGCCGGUUAUAAUGACCACAUUUAUAGGCUACUUCAUAAUUUACGCAUCAGUAACUGUGAUAUCUUACCUUUCCACUUUGGUACCUGUGAAUCCAUGGUUUUAUCUACUUCCAUACAUACCCAUUUCCAUCUGCGGUGGCAAUUGUGCCUUAAUAACUGGAAUUUUUAGCUAUGUCACAGAUAUAACAACCCCAAGUGACCGACCAGCACGAAUGUCGUAUUUAGAAGCUGGAAUUUACGUUGGACUCUUAUUUGGCUUUAUGUCCAGCAGUUACAUUUUACAAUUAACAUCUCCGACCAUAGUAUUUGGUAUUUCCGGUCUAGCUACCCUUAUAGGUGUACUAUACGUGAUAUUUUUCGUUGAGGAGAGCAUUCAACAGGAUGAAUCUGUCGGGAAACUAGCCAAACUAAAAGCUAUUUUCGAUGUGAGCCUUGUCACCGACAUGGUCCGGACGUGCUUCAAGAGCCGUGAAAAUUUAGAUCGUUCGAUCAUCUGGAUGACUCUAUCAUCAUUGGUGCUGAGUAUCUUUGCAUUGGAGGGAUCAUCGACCGUCUUCUACUUGUUCGUAAGGGAGAAAUUCAAUUGGUCGAUACAACAGUCAACAUUUUUCGAUGCUGCCAACAUACUCUUAAUGAUCAUAGGCAAUGUGUUGGGCAUGUACCUACUGAAUAAGGUACUGCGAGUGUCGGAGACAAAUCUAGCAAUAAUGUCGUACCUGAGCUGUUUUGCUGAUUAUUUUAUCAAGGCCUUGGCCUCUCAACCGUGGCAUUUGUAUAUGGCAACUUCAAUCGCAAUAUUCCGUGGCAUGUCAGGUCCGAUGUGCAGAGCAAUUUUGUCGAACACAGUACCAGCAAAUGAAAUUGGUAAAAUUUAUUCGCUAACAACUUCAAUGGAAUCCAUUUCGCCGCUGGGUUCGGCCACGCUAUACAGUUUCGUCUACUCGCAUACGUUGAACACAUUUCCGGGUGCCUUCAAUUUGAUUUCGUCGGGGGUGUAUAUGAUUUGCGCUGUUUUGAUGGUCGCUGUGUUCAUAUGCCUGAAGCGACACCCGCCGGUUGGCUAUGUGACUGUUGCUCAAUAAGAUUUGGUCUUAAUUUUCUUUGUUAUUUUGGAAUUUUUUUCGGAUAAGUUUGAACAGCAAAAGUGAAUUAAGUUUAUACAUCAUGAAAUAAAGAAAGAAAAAUUAAAAUGAAAAUAAAACAAACAAAUGAAACAAACAUUUGACAUUGGUAUUACAAGUUUUUUUUAUUAAUUUUUAUAAUUAAAUUUUUUUUUUGUUUUGUAAAUUGUAAUUGUUUAUUGUUUAUCCUCUUUUCCAUAUUUUAUUAUGUCCAUUUUUUUCGAUUUGUCCUCUUUCAAUUUGUGAUCUCAAUUUUUUCCAGGAUCUUUUCGGUU
Messenger RNA from Bradysia coprophila, 2059 nucleotides. Its product is annotated as putative peptidoglycan muropeptide transporter SLC46. Gene Ontology annotation, biological process: transmembrane transport. The record is from RefSeq and is a predicted model, not a curated record. NCBI's taxonomy places the organism in Eukaryota, Metazoa, Arthropoda, Insecta, Diptera, Sciaridae. Gene Ontology annotation, cellular component: membrane. Gene Ontology annotation, molecular function: transmembrane transporter activity.